Molecule: messenger RNA, 1509 nt
Organism: Dovyalis caffra
Lineage: Eukaryota; Viridiplantae; Streptophyta; Magnoliopsida; Malpighiales; Salicaceae
Source: the annotation of a GenBank genome assembly
AUGUUACCAGUACUAAGAAGCUGUCUUAGAAACGCCCGCGUCGUUUUUAGUCGAGGUGAUUAUUGUUCUCACGCUGUUUCUUCUCCACAAUUAUCUUCCCUGCUUACAACCACUACAUCUGAUCAUCAAGAAAAGUGUCUAGACUCCAGAAAUCAGUCCAACGUUAACUUAGUUGCUGCUAAAGCUCGUGUAGGAAGCAGUCCUGAUGAGAUUAUUCUGUCUUUGGCGCACGAUCAAGUGUGCAAUAACAUUGAGGUUACUGAUGACCUUGUUGACAAAUUACUCUUCCGCUUUAAGGAUGAUUGGAAAUCUGCAUUGGGUGUUUUUAGAUGGGCUGGAUUACGCCCUGGAUAUAAACAUAGACCUGACGCGUAUGAUAUGAUGGUGGACAUUCUGGGGAAAAUGAAACAAAUGGAUCAAAUGAGGGCGUUAUUAGAAGAGAUGAAUCGAAAUCAUCUACUAACACUUAAGACUGUGGGUAAGGCUAUGAGAAGGUUUUCUGGGGCAGGAAAAUGGGAAGAUGCUGUGAGGAUGUUUGACGGGUUAGGAACUUUCGGGUUGGAAAAGAACACGGAGUCUAUGAACUUGUUGCUUGACACACUUUGCAAAGAGAGCAAAGUUGAUCAGGCCCGUGUUAUCUUCUUAGAGCUUAAAUCACACAUUUUUCCUGAUGCUCGCACAUUUAACAUUUUUAUUCAUGGUUGGUGUAAAGCCAAUCGGGUUGAUGAAGCACACUGGACUCUCCAAGAGAUGAAAGGUCAUGGUUGUCGCCCUUGUGUAAUCAGCUACUCUACCAUCAUCCUAUUCUAUUGCAGCCAGUACAACUUUUCUAAGGUCUAUGAGCUCCUUGAUGAAAUGGAAGCGCAAGGCUGCCCACCAAAUGUUGUUACUUACACCACUAUAACUGUUUUUCUGGCCAAGUCGCAGAAUGCUGAGGAGGCUUUACAACUAACUCAGAGGAUGAAGUCAGCCGGGUGUAAACCUGAUACGCUUUUCUACAAUUCUUUGAUUCAUAUCCUAGGGAGAGCUGGCCGAUUUCAAGAGGCUGUUGAUGUUUUUGAGAAGGAGAUGCCAAAUACCGGCAUCUCCCGUGAUGCAUCUACCUAUAAUUGCAUGAUUGCUAUGCUCUGUCAUCGUGGUCAAGUAUCGAAGGCCCUGACUCUUCUCAAGGAGAUGGAAACGUCGACACUUUGCAAGCUUGAUGGCCAGACAUUCUACCCAUUGUUUAAGUCAUGCUUUAGACUUGGAGACAUGAAUUUGUUGAGUCAAUUAUUGGAUGACAUGGUGAAAAAGCAUCAGCUAAGUCUUGAUAGAUCAGCCUAUGCUCUUUUAAUUCAUGGCCUUUGCAGAGCAAACAAAUGCGAGUGGGCUUACCAUCUGUUUGAGGAAAUGAUUGGUAAAGAUAUAGUACCUAAAUAUCAAACAUGUCGUUUGCUUUUGGAGGAGGUCAAACUAAAGAAUAUGUAUGACACUGCUGAGAAAAUUGAAGAUUACAUGAAAAAAUUAUAA